Gadus morhua (Atlantic cod) is the source of this 1690-nucleotide messenger RNA. RefSeq names its product serine/arginine-rich splicing factor 6. The coding region runs from base 100 to 1065 and encodes 321 amino acids. Lineage: Eukaryota; Metazoa; Chordata; Actinopteri; Gadiformes; Gadidae. The transcript is spliced from 6 exons. Gene Ontology annotation, molecular function: mRNA binding. The record is from RefSeq and is a predicted model, not a curated record. Gene Ontology annotation, cellular component: nucleus; cytoplasm.
GUUAUCGCGAUACAAAAGGAUCAACUCCUUGACGCCGUGCAGCUAAACUGUUAGCUCAGAAGUUGGUGCGUUUGACGGCUCUGCGGGGAAAACGUCAGCAUGCCGCGGGUUUACAUCGGACGUCUGGGCCCCCGCGUCCGAGAAAAGGACGUCCAGCGCUUUUUCGGUGGAUAUGGAAAGCUCAUGGAAAUAGAUUUAAAGAACGGAUUUGGUUUCGUGGAGUUUGACGACAACCGCGAUGCGGACGACGCGGUGUACGAGCUGAACGGCCGAGACCUGUGCGGAGAGCGGGUGGUGGUGGAGUACGCCCGGGGAUCCAGGAGGGACCUGGACGGCGGUGGGCGCAGCGGUGGAUACAGUCACGUCGGAAGAGAUAAGUACGGCCCCCCCGUCCGGACGGAGCACCGCCUCAUCGUACAGAACCUGUCCACCCGCUGCAGCUGGCAGGACCUCAAGGACUUGAUGCGUGAGGUGGGGGAGGUGACCUUUGCCGACGCCCACAAGGAGCGUGACCACGAGGGCGUGGUCGAGUUCAACAGCCGCUCCGACAUGCGGCGGGCCAUGGACAAGCUGGACGGGAAGGACGUCAACGGACGCAAGAUCCGCUUGGUGUCCGCCAGCCGCUCCAGGUCCUGCAGUCGCCGUGGUUCCCGCAGUCGGAGCUCCCGGAGCCGAUCCCGCUCCAGAUCCCGUUCCCGUAGCAAGAGGAGAAGCCGCCGUUCUCCGCCGCGCUCCGGCAGGAAGUCUUGCUCCAGGUCCAGGUCCAGGUCCAGGUCCAAGGCCCGCUCCAGCCGCCGUUCCCGUUCCCGUUCCCGGUCCCGGUCCCGUCGCCGGUCCCGGUCCCUCUCCCGCUCCCGUUCCCGUUCCCGGUCCAGGUCCAGGAGCCGCUCCAAGGUUCGGCCCGGGCACGCCUCCCGCAGUCGCUCGCCAUCGCCGGCGCGGGGCGGGGCCCGUCCCGCGCCGUGCUCCACGCCACCGCGGGACUCCACUCGGCGCUCCGGAUCCCGGGACGGCCGCUCGGCUUCCCGCUCCCGCUCCCGUUCCCGCUCCGGCUCUCAGGAUUAAAAAGGAAAUGUGUAAACACGCGCGCACACGGCAGAACACGAACGCACACACACUGCAAAACAUGCAGACUUUGUUCACACACACGCACAUCACAUUACAUCCCAUAGAUGUAUCCGGGCGUUCCUUAUUUUCCUGGGUUUACCCCACGCAUCCGAAGCAGUUGCCAUGGCGUUGUGAUUCUUCAAAUUACAAGUUUGUCAGGCAUGAGUUAAGCAUUGCGUUCAUCACUGCGUUCCUUCAACAUAUUCGAUUUUUUUUGGGCUCAAAUUUCGAUGGAUAACCGAUUCUGAGGUGGCUGGUUGUUUUGAUAGCGGUUUCUUUGUUUCUUAUCAUGCAUGGUGCUUGUGUGACGGGCAGUGGAUAAAUGCAACUCUGUUUAUUUUUCUUUGCAAGUUAAGCAGUGGUAGGCACAUUUUCAUUUUCCCAAUAUUUUUAGUUUUCAGGGUAUUAAAGGACAACUGCAUCGAAGAAUCUUGCAGUAGAAGGGACACAUUUAUUCGGAAUCGGAGACAUCCUAAUUGGUUUGGUUAUUUGCAGAUACAUUUGUGGGAGUAUCAGAUUGGCCUGAUUUUUGUUUCAUUUGAAAAAUGUUUAGUAUUGUAUCAAUAAAAAACGAGUCUUAAUA